Molecule: messenger RNA, 809 nt
Organism: Puntigrus tetrazona (Sumatra barb)
Lineage: Eukaryota; Metazoa; Chordata; Actinopteri; Cypriniformes; Cyprinidae
Gene: selenoe
Product: selenoprotein e
Exons: 4
Source: RefSeq, a predicted model, not a curated record
UAACAAAACUUCACGAAACGUUUCACCGCGUCGAGCAAACAACAGCUUUAAGACAUUUUGGAAAGAAAUAGCAGAUUCGAAAUAAUCGUCUACGCUUACCGAGCUUUUUAUCCUACUCUUCUAAAACGAAACCCCAAAAAACUGGCCAAUCAGAUUCCGACACAUGGCGGAGGAUACCUGCCGGCAGCUCAUAUCUGACCCUCGUCUGACCGAAGGACCUCAAUCCUUUUUGGAAACAGUGAGGUGUCAGCAUGUGGCUCACACCGUUGGCCUUUCUGACUCUGUGUGUUUCGGGGAGAAGCGCUGAACGUGUUUCAGAAAGCAGCGCUGAGAUGGAAAAGCUUGUCAUAGCCAGAGGAAAACUUAUGGCUCCCAGUGUAGUGGGAUGAUCCAUAAAGAAAAUGCCAGAGCUCUACAAUUUCCUGAUGGAGCGAUGGGCAUUGUAUCACAACCUAGAGUACGAUUCAGGAGAGGAUAAAAACCCCCGGCUGAUCUUCUACAACGAGAAGGACGAGGAAGUGAAGGUCGUUCCCGUGAAGAAGAUGAAGGCCGACGAGAUCAGCAGCUUGCUGGAUUCUCUGGGUUUCUAUAAGAGGUCAGAGAAAGGCGAGGAAGUCCCUGAGGAGUUCAAACUGUUCCCGCUGAAGGCUCCCCGGGACGAACUCUGACCCCCGCCGGUCAGCGCCGGGACUGCAGGCCGCCCUUCAUGACGCGCGGAGUCUCAAGGCUGAGAACACGGCCGGACUCCGCGCCGACGCGCCGCUGGCUGGACGCGGUCACACACACUCAAUAAACCUCUCACUGCUUUA